AAUGUAUAAAAAUGAAAAAAACACCAUUUUUUUUUGGGAAGGUUCAGUUUUCUUUUUUACGACGUCUCAAUGGCUUCUUCUUCAGCUAGUGUUCGUCUCACCAACCCUCCUCCUCACGCACUCACCUCCCCACGACCGUCACCAACCUCCGCCGCUAACAUCCGUCUUCCCGCCGCCCGCUUCAAAUCGAACCUCUUCUCCACCAAACUCUCUUCCCUACAAAUCAGAAGUGUGCCGGUUCCGGUAGAAUUAUCCGAUCAACGACGACGUCGAACCAUGAAACCAAGCAAUGUCUAUGUGGCUUCAGGCUCCAUGGAGACGGAGAUAGGAAGUCAAAAACUUGCGAAAAAUCCGAGCUUGAUCUGUGCUCCGGUGAUGGGGGAUUCAGUAGAAGAGAUGGUGAUUGAAACGUGCAAAGCUCAGGAACUGGGUGCAGAUUUGGUGGAGAUUCGAUUGGAUAGUCUUAAAGAGUUCAACCCUCUUGAGGAUUUGAAAAUUAUAAUACAAAAAUCUCCUCUUCCCACUCUAUUCACCUACAGGCCAAAAUGGGAAGGUGGUCAGUACGAAGGUGAUGAAAACGAGCGGCUUGAUGCGCUCCGUUUAGCCAUGGAACUUGGGGCUGAUUACAUUGAUGUUGAACUUCAGGUUGCAAGCGAGUUCAUCAAGUCUAUUAAAGAGAAGAAGCCUGAAAACUUCAGAGUAAUUGUUUCGUCGCAUAACUAUCAGUGUACCCCUUCCGUUGAAGAUCUCAGUGACCUCGCUUUAAGAAUACAACAGUCCGGAGCUGACAUUAUGAAAAUCGCUACUACAGCUGUGGACAUCACAGAUGUUGCUCGCAUGUUCCACAUAACUUCAAAUGCUCAAGUUCCAACAAUUGGACUUGUAAUGGGUGAAAGAGGUCUAAUGUCUCGUAUCCUCUGCUCCAAAUUUGGUGGAUAUUUGACCUUUGGCACCUUAGAAUCUGGAAAAGUUUCAGCGCCUGGUCAACCAACGAUCAAGGAACUGUUGGAUCUUUACAACUUCAGAAGGAUUGGUCCUGACACUAAAGUGUAUGGAAUCAUUGGGAAGCCUGUCAGUCACAGCAAAUCACCUAUUGUUCACAACCAAGCUUUCAAGUCAGUUGAUUUUAACGGUGUAUAUGUUCACCUCUUAGUUGAUGAUCUUGCUAGCUUCCUCAAAACAUACUCAUCCGCUGAUUUCGCUGGAUUCAGCUGUACAAUCCCUCACAAAGAAGCUGCGUUGAAAUGUUGUGAUGAGGUUGAUCCAUUGGCAAAGUCUAUAGGAGCUGUGAACACUAUACUAAGGAGACAAAGCGACGGAAAGUUGCUGGGUUACAACACGGAUUGUAUUGGUUCCAUUUCUGCUAUUGAGGAUGGGCUUAGAAGGUCAAGUGAUCCAAGCAGUGUACCUUCUUCUUCUUCUUCGCCGUUGGCUGGUAAAACAGUGGUGGUUAUUGGUGCUGGUGGAGCAGGCAAGGCACUUGCUUAUGGUGCAAAAGAGAAGGGGGCCAAAGUUGUCAUUGCUAAUCGAACUUACGAAAGAGCAGUAGAACUCGCAGAAGCAAUUGGAGGCAGAGCGUUAUCUCUCACGGAUUUAGAUAACUUUCACCCAGAAGAUGGCAUGGUACUGGCUAAUACCACGUCUAUGGGUAUGCAACCAAAUGUUGAUGAGACUCCCAUCUCCAAGGAUGCAUUGAAGCACUACGCACUAGUCUUUGAUGCGGUUUAUACUCCAAGAAUCACACGACUGUUACGGGAAGCAGAAGAAUGUAGAGCAAUAACUGUGUCGGGGUCAGAGAUGUUUGUGAGGCAGGCUUACGCGCAGUUUGAGAUUUUCACCGGUUUGCCUGCUCCAAAGGAACUCUACUGGCAAAUCAUGUCAAAGUACUGAAACCUCUCGCUUGUGUGUGUGUAUGUGUAUCCUCUUCUUCUUCUUCCAUGGAAACUCAAUUCCAAUAAAGUUAUAGAAAAGUGCUAUUUGUGUUCUCAGAGAAGACCCUUUAUGAUGCCAUAGCAUGGACUUCUCUCUGUAUUUUUUUAUAUAUAUAAACGAUAAAACUUGUUGAGUUGAUAAUGGAAACUUAGGUUUUUGCAGAGUGCAAUGUCGAUGGACUUCUCUCUGCUUGUGAAA
This is a messenger RNA of Brassica napus (rape), 2130 nucleotides long. RefSeq names its product bifunctional 3-dehydroquinate dehydratase/shikimate dehydrogenase, chloroplastic-like. NCBI's taxonomy places the organism in Eukaryota, Viridiplantae, Streptophyta, Magnoliopsida, Brassicales, Brassicaceae. The record is from RefSeq and is a predicted model, not a curated record. Bases 70 to 1890 code for a protein of 606 amino acids. Gene Ontology annotation, molecular function: shikimate 3-dehydrogenase (NADP+) activity; NADP binding; 3-dehydroquinate dehydratase activity. The transcript has 11 exons. Gene Ontology annotation, biological process: shikimate metabolic process; chorismate biosynthetic process.